Messenger RNA from Anopheles cruzii, 1423 nucleotides. RefSeq names its product cytochrome c oxidase assembly protein COX18, mitochondrial. The coding region runs from base 274 to 1320 and encodes 348 amino acids. Gene Ontology annotation, cellular component: mitochondrial inner membrane. Gene Ontology annotation, biological process: mitochondrial respiratory chain complex IV assembly; protein insertion into mitochondrial inner membrane from matrix. Gene Ontology annotation, molecular function: membrane insertase activity. The record is from RefSeq and is a predicted model, not a curated record. The transcript has 4 exons. NCBI's taxonomy places the organism in Eukaryota, Metazoa, Arthropoda, Insecta, Diptera, Culicidae.
CACGGUGCGUGUUUCCUCCGUGGGGCCGGAAUAUAAAACAACAAUGUUCUCUCAGUUUGUGUACCUUCUGUUGGCCAUACUUGCGCUGAGUGUGAAGCGCGUUGCGGCGAACGGGUUGGACUUUGGCGAUGCCAGCGCACUGGUUAUUGCCAUUUUGCUAGGGAUCAUCGGCAUUCUGGCGUGCCUGGGACGGUACGCUCGCCGACUGCAGGCCGAUCAGUUCUAACUUGGUCCAUCCAAAACAAAUCCUUCAUUCCCCUCUAGUUUGUAAGUAUGAAUUACUGUUUGAAGAGCAUUCGAACCGCGACCGUGUUCGUCGGCACAAUGCAGCGACAAUGUCCGCUGCUGGCCACAACCCUCCGUUGGCACAUUAAGCCCGCGCCAGAGUGUGCCGCGCGACACUUUUCCUACCAAGCCACGGUUGCUAGUUUUUGGCAAUCGCUUUCCCAAAGUACUCCGGUUGCCUACGUACAGCAGGGACUGGUGGAUGUGCACGAUUUUAGUGGCCUGCCCUGGUGGGCCACAAUCAUGAUCGCAACCGUGGGUCUUCGCACGAUCGUCACCCUACCGCUGGCGAUCUAUCAGAACAAAAUUUUCUCCCGUUUGGAGAAAAUUUCUCUAGAAAUGCCUGAACUGGUCAAGGAACUCAAGCUCGAGACGGCGUACGCAAUCAAGAAAUUCAACUGGUCCGAGAAGGAAGCACGCAUCACGUACAAUCGCUCGCUGAAAAAACAAUGGAACAAACUGAUCGUACGGGAGAACUGCCACCCGGCGAAAACGAUGAUCCUGCUCUGGGGGCAAAUUCCACUGUGGAUCGUACAAUCGGUCGCAAUUCGUAAUCUCGUCUCGAUGAUGCCGGAUCCCACCGCCAUCGGGGCACAGAUCGCCUACACCGAGCUAACGAUGGGUGGCUUUGGAUGGAUACCGAACUUAACGGAUGUGGAUCAUUCGUUAAUAUUCCCGGUCACGCUCGGGAUCAUCAACCUGGCCAUCAUCGAGAUACAAUUGGCUUCGCGAACGAAGGCACCUUCGAAGCUACAGACGGUUUUUACGAACUUGUUCCGCGUACUGAGCGUCGUCAUGGUACCGAUCGCAGCCACCGUUCCUUCGUGCCUCUGUCUUUAUUGGGUCACCUCGAGUGCUUAUGGAUUGGGCCAAAAUCUGUUGCUACUUUCACCACGCUUUCGACGUGCAGUCGGAAUACCGAUCGUGCCAUCGGAACUGUCGCAUCCUUACCAACAUGUUCGCCAAACACUCGCUGCAAAGCUCGGUCGUCUUGGGAUAGGUUCCUCCGGUGCCAGUUCCAGCACGAAAGCGUGAUCGUAGGUUGAAUUAUAUAGUCGUAAGGCCACCGUUUACUUUGGUUUCAUUUUAUUGUAAAUAAACCCACAGAACCGCUUAAGAGUUCUUCACUACUGCUUUA